GUACCCAGUAUAUUAACCUUUUAUGCAGAUGUGGAGUAUAAACAUCGUUCAGUACGUACUUUUACGCAGUUCUCCUCCUUUAUACACUUAUAGCAUAAGAUUGUGGUAUAGCCAUUAUACUUAUCAUUUUUAUUCCAUCCAUGUACUACAUUAUAUCUUUUAGAGGAAAGUAAUUUACGUUUAUUACAAGUCCAUUUACAGACAAGGUAGGAUUACGUCACACCACACGUAACAGGCUUCACUAUACAGAUAAUUUCUUUCACAAAAUGUCCUAUGGACAGACAUGCAAUCUUUGCAAAAAGGAAUUGGAUACAAACAUGACGCAUAAGAGAGCUUAUUUCUUUAGAAACAAAAUUUCAUGCAAAAUUUGAAGUCUACAAAAAAUAUGAAAUUGUUCUUGUACAUGAUUGAUACAUUCACAAUUUUGUUCAUGAAAUUGGCUAUCAUAUAAGUGCUUAAAUAAUAAAAUGUGUUAAUGUGUCACAUGUUUGAAUGAGUGUAAUUGAUUUCUUUCAUGUUUGACUGUCUCUCUGUCUGUCUAUACUCAGUAUACAUCGAGACAGAAUAGAGUCUUUAGAGAUAGAAUAGAAAAAGAAUAACAGCUUUAGGCUUGAAUUGUUUGUAUGCAUCUUCAGCGAAUUCCCUCCUAUAAGGAAAUGAAUGCUCUGGAAAUGCAAUACAAGUAUUAUUUAUGUCACAAUAUGUUUUUUCGUUCUCUUUGGCGUUGUGGAUAGCAGAGUUAUUAGCGUCUUUGGUUAUCAACAAGGUACCCAAGCGAUAAGACCAAACUUUAUCGCGCAUCGCGUACAAUUCACAAUGUUGUCCUCUGCAAAAGUAACGAAAUAAAUAGUUAUAAGCCAUAUUUUCUGACAAUCCACCACAAAUAAAGUCAGGAUAUAAUUAGGAAACUAAGUUUUAAAAUCAUUAAUUUCUUUUUUUUACAUUUAUCCAGUAAUGUACUGUCGUAAUUUACAGUAACGUUCCAAUGGAUAACCCUACAAUGACCUCAAAGUGGAGCUUGAUAAGAAGACAACUGAGGACUCUGGUUGCAUACAGUUUUGCCAACUCUUGCAGUUAACAUGUCCCACGUCCUUUUGUUAUGUCUACUUAUCAACGUUGCCUGUGUCUUUGGACAAAAUGAUAUCUCCGUGUCGCCUCCGCAAUGCAUUGGUAACGGAGACUGCGGUGUCACAGAAACCUGUGUCAACCUGAGUUGCCGAAACCCUUGCCCUGGCACCUGUCAGGGUAACGCCAAGUGUGAGGUCCACGAUCAUGUACCGUACUGUUCCUGCAAGCCCGGCUUCUCUGGGGACCCUUUCACUGGAUGUCGGCAAGAUACACCAAACUGCACACCUUCUGGUAGUUCCUGCGGAAAAAAGGUUUACAGAGUGGAGCGCUUUAUAAAGGUCAAUUGGUACGCUGCAUUAAUUCAUUGCAAAGACCAUGGCGGAGCGUUAGCCACCAUUCGGUCUCGGGAAGAAAACGAACGGAUCAAAGAGGAGAUCCGCAAAACAGCCUUGCGGAACGAUAGAUUCUGGACCUCUGGAACGAACUAUCCUCAGGGACAUUGGGUUUGGAUGUCUACCGGGGACACGCUGCCGGACUUCACAGACUGGCUACCCGGAGAACCAAACAACGAUGGGUGCAACGAGAACUGUUUAAACUUUUUUGAGAGCCACAAUCAGGGUUAUAUGUGGAACGACGCACCUUGUACAACACCAAUGUACCCGAUAUGUGAGUAUUUUGUGCAAUAAAACAUUUGAAUCGAAUUUGA
This is a messenger RNA of Homalodisca vitripennis (glassy-winged sharpshooter), 1774 nucleotides long. Its product is annotated as collectin-46-like. Lineage: Eukaryota; Metazoa; Arthropoda; Insecta; Hemiptera; Cicadellidae. Gene Ontology annotation, biological process: biological process involved in interspecies interaction between organisms. Gene Ontology annotation, cellular component: external side of plasma membrane. The record is from RefSeq and is a predicted model, not a curated record. Gene Ontology annotation, molecular function: carbohydrate binding. The coding region runs from base 1080 to 1754 and encodes 224 amino acids. The transcript has 5 exons.